This is a messenger RNA of Prunus armeniaca (apricot), 390 nucleotides long. Lineage: Eukaryota; Viridiplantae; Streptophyta; Magnoliopsida; Rosales; Rosaceae. The record is from the annotation of a GenBank genome assembly.
AUGGAUGCGUUUGUGGACAAACUUACCACGCAACUCAAUCUCGCUGAGGAUGAAAACAGGUCUAUAGUAUUUGAGCGACGUCCUAUUGGAAACAAUAGGCAAGCUCAAUGUCUCUUUUUAGUUGGGAGGCUUCUCAGCCUGAAGAAUUUUAUAGGCACAAUUCUUUAUGAGGACCAUGAAGAAGCUUUGGUCACCAAGAGCCUGUGUAGAGAUCUGCCAGUUGGAGCAAGGGCGACCCCCAUCAAGUUCCUCUCACUACACAACCUUUGUGGAUUAGAGUUAAGGGUGUCCCUCUGGCAGAUAUGGAGAGGAGUACUGGGCAACUCAUUGGGGAUAUUUAUUGAGAUUGAUUCUGGAAGAGGAGGUUGGGAGUCGCCUCCUUUUGAUUAA